Molecule: messenger RNA, 1203 nt
Organism: Diaporthe amygdali
Lineage: Eukaryota; Fungi; Ascomycota; Sordariomycetes; Diaporthales; Diaporthaceae
Exons: 4
Coding region: 1-1203 (400 amino acids)
Cellular component (GO): lipid droplet; mitochondrial outer membrane; endoplasmic reticulum membrane
Molecular function (GO): 3-beta-hydroxysteroid 3-dehydrogenase (NADP+) activity
Source: RefSeq, a predicted model, not a curated record
AUGGCCGUCAAGGGGACUAUCCUCGUCACAGGGGCAAAUGGUGGCCUGGGCAGUGCCAUAGCAGAGCAAAUCGCCUCGAAAGCCGAGCUUUCCACCUACCACGGGCUCUACACCGUCCGAGACACGGCUCACGCGCCGGCCCUUACAUCCGCCCUUGAACACGGCACCGCACACUCGCACGAUCUCCUAGCCCUCGAUUUGACGAAGCUCGAUAAAGUUCGAAGUGCCGCAGAGGAUGUCAACAAACGAGUUUCCACAGGCGAAAUCCCGCCGAUUCGCGCCCUUAUCCUAAAUGCCGGCUUCCAAGACUUCGGCAAGCAGUCAUGGACGGACGAUGGGCUUGAUACUACCUUUGCCGCAAACUAUCUCGGCCAUUGGCUCCUCACCCUUCUCUUGCUGAAAAGCAUGGACAAGGAGGCCGGGCGAAUUAUCGUGAUUGGAAGCCAGGGUCACGAUACCAACGACCCCCGAAACGCACGCACCAGAGCCUUCGUAGACCAAAAAUACAAGACCAUCGUCUCCGACGCCGCCGGCUUCGACGCCAUCGCCAGGGGCACCUGGAGCCCCGCGACCGAGGACGCGGGCUUCCGCGGCGGGUUCCGCCGGUACGCCGCCUCGAAGCUCUUCCUGGUCAUGAUGCAGCACGAGCUGCAGGCGCGGUUGGACGCGGACGUCAACGCCGCCGCGCUGGGCGGGCGGAUCUGCGUCCUCGGCGUCGACCCGGGCACCAUGUCCAGCGGGAUGCAGCGGCUCGCGCCGUGGCUGAUCCGCGUGCUGCUCUUCCAACUCAUCUACCCGCUCGUUCUCUACUUCAACCCGGACAGUGGUGCCGUGAGGACGCCGCGACGUUCCGCGGGCGAUGUCCUGGAGGCCGCGUUCGGGGUUGGUGAGAGAGGCGAGCUGCCUAAGGAUCAGUAUUUUGAUGGGAGGACGCUUGUGGAGACGGGCGAGGAGUCGAGGGAUGCUGUGAAGCGAGCGCUGAGUGAGGUUGUGGUGGUUGGUCAGGUCGAUCCGGCGCUUGUCACGGAUGACAACGCGCGGGGUCUCCUCGUCCUGCGGUCCGCGGAGGUCGUCGCCACCGUCACGGUCCCCUCGCACGUUCCAACGGCGCCGGGAAGGUCGCCCGGGGAGCGCCCGGCCGGCCGCGGGUUGACGGCGACCGGCGGCUACUCACGGCGGAUUGCGAGUCUGAUAAUGCACUGA